This is a messenger RNA of Lytechinus variegatus (green sea urchin), 5012 nucleotides long. RefSeq lists its product as uncharacterized. The record is from RefSeq and is a predicted model, not a curated record. Gene Ontology annotation, molecular function: protein binding. The transcript is spliced from 11 exons. NCBI's taxonomy places the organism in Eukaryota, Metazoa, Echinodermata, Echinoidea, Temnopleuroida, Toxopneustidae. Gene Ontology annotation, cellular component: nucleus. The coding region runs from base 383 to 4333 and encodes 1316 amino acids.
AACUUCAUCUUUGUUUUUGUUUACAGGUGCUUGCACGAUCACGAAAAAGGGGCUGAAUUUCGCUGAAAACCCCUCUUGAAGUUAAACAACAUUGGGUUUCAUGAACUGCUUUGCCACAAAAUCACAUUCAAUAUACACAUGAUAUUUCGGAAGGACAGAAAGUCAGUCAUCUACCAGAAAUGGGAAAAUUUAUCAGCUCAGCCUCGACCUCAGCGACAAUCGUGUGACGGUCCCACUCGUUUAGUUUUGUGUUGGUGAUUUCAUUUCAGCAGCGAUUGACCGAGUCCGACUCCCAGGCCGAGCCGGCGACAGGAUCAGAGAAAGCCUGCCAAUUUCUCCUGUGCAGUCCAACUCUAACCUAACCGAAAAGGCAUGGCUUACAAUGAAUGACACACUAGCAACCAUCAACGUUGAUCAGCUUAGCAAUGCUGUCAAUGCAGUGGUCCAGUCUACAGCAUUAGGCCAAGUUCCUUUAGACCCCUCCCCACCACCUGACGAUCAUCCUGAUGCAUCCCCUCCCUUCUGUGAGGGGGGUAAGUUACCCUCCCCUGGUGUUGGUACAACACAGGUGGUGCAGCCAUGCCCCUCUUAUUGUGGGAGAACUUUCGGAGGGAGGCUGGCUGAAGGACAGAAGAGCAUCCCAGCAUCCAGCAUUGCUUCUCAAAAGGCAAACAUUCCAGUACCGACCCAUCAGCAGUCUACCAACCAACCGGUUUUCCAUACCCAGACUUCACAGCCUUCUGGACCAGUAGUUCUUGUACCUAAUCCAGGAGUUCAGGCAGGGCAGAGAGCGGUUCAACUGCAACAAAACUCUGUCAACAACCAGCCACAAGACCAAGGGCCAAAGAAGUUCUAUAUGUUAAAACAAUCAGGUUCCAACUGGGUUCUAGUUCCAACACAAGCCCAAAUACCACCUCCUAUACAGUGUAGCAAUGAUGGUCUGUUGAAGACUGUCACUAGGAAUUCAGAUCCCAUCACAUACCGACCAUCUUCUGGUUUCAAACAAGCCGCUCCCAUCUCGGUUUCUCUACCAACUACACAAAGUACCAGCUUGCCAACUGUGCAGCCACCUAAUAUAAACAUGAACAUCGCCAUACAUUUACCAAACAAUGGGACACCCUACCCCAUACCAGGACUCACAAAGUCUAAUGGACCACAGCAAGCCCUUCAACCAAUCAGGACACAGAUGCCCCGAGACUCCACCCAUCUUUUGUCCCAACCUUGCACCUUUGCUAAACCAACUGUAUCCCCUAAAGUUAAUAUUGGUCGGUCAACAAAGCACAACGCACCUGUCAUGAUUCUCCCAAACACCCUUAGACCAUCUCAGCUACGACCUUUGACCUCUCAGGUAGGUCCGUUUCCUUCUCAGAUCAGCGUACUGCCCACUGGUCAAACUGGACUGACCACUGGUCAAAGUGGACCAUGUCAGAUGUCACCGUUUCCUCAGGUCAGUGUACUGCCCUCUGCUCAAACAGGACUGACCACUGGUCAAACAGGACAGUCCGAGGUAGUGCCGAUGCCAUCAAGCUCGAACGUUACGGUUCCGUCUGUCCUCAGGAACAGCACCAGUGUUUCAAACAUCAACUUGUUUUCCCCUCCCCUCAACUUCGGAUCACAAAUCCAGAUGCUGUCGCCUUUGACCUCUCAAAAGGGCUGCCAUAACAGCAACAGCCUUGGAGGUUUGACAAACUCUUUGGAUCUACAGCCAUCUCUGUUGAAUCAAGGUCUCGUACCUGAAGUUGUCAACUUACAACCCCAGCAGAUAUCUCCUGGUGUAGUCAAACUAACAUCUGGACCACCCUCGAUCUCACAUCGUGUGGAGAGGUCAAAGGUUAUUACCUCUAGAGUAAGGGCUAAGUCAAGGAACGAGUCGGGACAGCAGAACAGAAAACAUAAAAUUGCAGAAUCAUGGUGUAUUUCCUGUAGAUCUAUUGUUAAAUGCUGCCCUCAUCAGAAACCAGCUGUAGUAGUUACAGACAAGGCAGUUGAAACCAGAGCUAGGCAGUCUCUACCGGAUCUAUUGAUGCUCAAACCAUCCAUUGCUAUUCCAGGCGAGACAGGAGUCUAUGCCAAACAGGAGAUUCUGCCAAACACUCGCUUUGGACCUGUGGUCGGGAAACUAGCUGAUGUCAAUUCAUCAACAGACUUAGAUGCAAUUGGCCAAAAAGCAUGGCGGAUAUUUUCUGAUAGAAAAUUGUGUCAGCUCCUCUUCACAAACGAUGAGAGUUGUUCUAAUUGGAUGAUGUUUAUUAAGAUGUCCAAAGACCACAACCUAAUGGCAUUUCAGAGUGGAGCUCACAUCUAUUUUACAUCACUUACAAAAAUUCAACCUGGUGAAGAGCUUGUUGUGUGGUAUUCCAAGGAAUAUGCAAGACUAAGAGGCAUCAGGGAUUUUAAGGGCACCACGAAGUGUCAGAAAUGCCAUCAGAGUUUUCCAGGCAAGACUCACCUACAGUGUCACAUGGCCGAAGCCCACCCUUCCUCUCAACAAGACAAGAUGUACAAGUGUGACGUGUGCUCCUACGUGUUCUCCUCAUCAUCCAAGUUGCGUACCCAUCUCUUGACCCAUCUUGGAGUGAAACCGCAUCGAUGUAAGAUCUGCCACAAGGGAUUCACAGACCGUAGUAACCUCAGGGCUCAUUCCCUUAUACAUGCAGGAGUGAAGAAGUUCACUUGUGAGACAUGCAGCAAGAGUUUCCGUCAGAAAGCCCAUUUGGUAUCCCAUCAGAUUACUCAUACAGGAAAACGAGAUCUUCAGUGUUUCGUCUGUGAGAGGAUGUUUGGUCGACAGAGUGAUUUGAGUUAUCACAUGAAACAACAUAGAGAAACUAAGAAAUUGAGUUGCCCAGUAUGUGACAGAAGAUUUUACAAGGACUGUCAGCUGAUAAGGCAUAUGAAGAUACACAGUGGACAGAGGGAUUACCAAUGCCACAUUUGUAACAAAGGAUUCAUCACUAAAUACCAUCUCAGCAGACACCUGAAGUCCUGUGAGCGUUACGAGCGAUUCCGACGUAAGUCAUGGCCUAACAGCUUGGACAGUAUAGCAGGAGUGGUUGGCCAAGCAAGUGGAGAAAGACAGUUUGUAAGACCCAUUGCUCCUGGAGCCAUGCAAGAAAUCAUUCCCGCAAGGAGGAGACGUCAACCGCCAGAGGGUCAGGAAGGGACUUCCUCAAGGAUUUUGAGAAGCUCUCGUGGGCGACCUAUCAAACCGAAGCCUGUUCCUUCAUACAUGGCUCAGCUAGUAAGCCCACCUGCAAGAGGAUUGGGAAGUGCAAAGAGAAAGAAGCGGGUGCCAAGGAAGGUUAGCCAGCUUCCUAAUAGGGAGCUUGACUCUGGUUCUUUAGCACACACUGUUUCUGUGACUUUGUAUGAAGUUCAACCUGGUAACACCCAAGAGAUUGGACCAGGUGUAGGUCCACCAACAGAUGGUGUGCAGCAGAUGGUUCAAAGUGCCAUUCCAGAGAAAACCAAGCCGACGAUACCACCUGAUCAUUCAUCAUCUAUGUCUGUCUAUGCUGUCCAGGGGGAGACAUCAGAAGGUAGUACCAACAUGGCGGUUGAUCAGCAACAGCAAUGCAGCACUUUGUCUCAACUAGCUAUUUCUGUGCCUCAAGAAUCAUCCAUAGUUCUUGAUUGUGACAAUUAUGUUUCAUCCUCUUCAGUCGCCCAACCUCACCUGCAGUCAUCCUACGCUUACACCUCUUCUGACCCUCAAGGAGAUGAUGGAAUCCAUGAUGGAUCCCUGACAACACCUCUCUUUGACCUAGGUGAAGGGCCAACCAUGUCCUCUGCAGUCCAGGUGAUGCCGACUUACAACUCCCAAUCCUUCUCACUGGAAGAAGAAGAAGACAGCCAUUCAGAUGCAUUUGCUGGACCUCAAGAACAUUGCAAUCCAUCUGGCUCAUUUUUCAUGACCGAUGCUCCCAUGUCGGACCCUGUUGCCAGCAGCUCGUCGCAGAGCCUUCGCCAUCAGACCCAUGUUGAUUCACUGGCUGAAGACAACCACGCCGGAACCUUUGCUGAAGCUCGGGAACAUUGUCCUCCUGCACCUGCUUUAUUCAUGACCGAUACUGCCAUGCCUGACUCUGUUGCCAGUACAUCAUCUCAGAACCUUGGUCAUGGGGGUCAUAGAAGCUCCUUGACAGAGGAUUCCCUUUUCUCUAUGGAUCCUUCUGAUGAGACAGGAACAUCACUUUCCCAGCACACAGGAGACAGCAUAGAUGACAUCAGUGUAGACUUAAGAGCCAUUGAGAGGGCGCUAGACUCGGAUGAAGAGGAGCCAUGUACUGAUGAAAGAAGGGGAGAUUCCCCAUCAGAGAACAUUGAGGAAUGACUUUGAUUUACGCUAUAUGCCACAAAGCUAGCCAGCUAUUUAUCCAGCAUUGAUCAAGGUACUUGGGCAACAUGUCUUCUGGGGCCCAUAACACAAAGCUUAGCAAUGAUUGUAGAAAAAUUUUUACGAUUGAUUGCAUUGACUACACUGUACAAUCAAAGGUGAAAAUCAAGCUUAUGAUUAAUCGCUAACCUUUGUGUUAGGGGACCCUGGUUAAGCUUUAAUACAAUAGCCUGUGCACAGUGGAAUUAUAAGUAUGAGAAUUUUGGGGGUCAUCAUCCAUAAAUAUGUCAUGUAUCACACAUAUAGAGUAUAAUAUUCUUGCAUAUUAAUUUCAAGAAAUUAUGUGAUAUGUAUUUUAAUAGACUCAAAUGUAAAUUGCUGAGAUGCCUUACAAAAAAACAACUUUGGCCUCAACUUAAUGACCCUUUGAAAUCCUGCCAGCCUUUUUAUGUUCUUUUUUUCUAUUUUGGCAACAAAAUAUGUAUUAAAAAUGUGUGUUGACCAACUCUUAUUCUCAUAAAUAUUCUAUGAUAAAAGAGUGUACAAAUAUUUAUAGAAAUUACCUAAUGGCAAAGUAGAACAUCAUUCAUCACGAAGUAAAGGACAGUUAUGCAUGAACAAACUUAAAUCUAAAUAUCAAAAUAAAUUUAAGAGUUCUUUCAUGUCAUACGCCCAA